UAUUUUUGUGAUUAUUUUACAGACAACAGAAAUUAAAAUUAACCAGUCUGCUACCAGUGAUGAAAAAAAUAGUAAUAGCUCUAAAACUAAUGAUAGAGAAAAAUUUUAUCAGGAUAAAAUAGAAAAAUUAGAAUGUGAAAUCAAAAAUAUAAGAAAUGAAGCUUUAGUUGACAAAGAAAAAAUUAAAAGUUUGACAACUUCUUUGAUAUCUGUUACUAAAAGCAAGGACCAACUUAGUACUGUUAUCGGUGAAUAUGAAAAGACAAUCUCAGACAUGGUAGCCAAAAAAGAGGAUGUUCAUAAAGAGUAUGAAGCACGCAUUUCAUAUAUUGAAGAUGAAAGGGCUAAAAUGGAACGACAUUUACAAAAUUCAGAAAUGGCAUUUAAUGAUGUUCAUGAGUAAGUUUCAUAUAUCUAUAAUU
Daktulosphaira vitifoliae (grape phylloxera) is the source of this 422-nucleotide messenger RNA. RefSeq lists its product as uncharacterized. The annotation marks the transcript as partial. Lineage: Eukaryota; Metazoa; Arthropoda; Insecta; Hemiptera; Phylloxeridae. The transcript has 3 exons. The record is from RefSeq and is a predicted model, not a curated record.